This is a messenger RNA of Solea senegalensis (Senegalese sole), 9932 nucleotides long. RefSeq names its product polycystic kidney disease protein 1-like 2. The transcript has 45 exons. Gene Ontology annotation, molecular function: carbohydrate binding; protein binding; calcium channel activity. The record is from RefSeq and is a predicted model, not a curated record. Bases 36 to 7553 code for a protein of 2505 amino acids. Gene Ontology annotation, biological process: detection of mechanical stimulus; kidney development. Gene Ontology annotation, cellular component: membrane. NCBI's taxonomy places the organism in Eukaryota, Metazoa, Chordata, Actinopteri, Pleuronectiformes, Soleidae.
AUAUAGAUGUUUUUUUUAACAUAUAUUGGAGGAACAUGCUGGAGGAGAGAGUGAUUAAAGUGGACCACAGCAGUCAACGAGCAGAAGAUGAGACUGAUCUCUCGGUUUCCUGCCCCGAACCUCAGAAGGCCUUUGGCAGCUCUUGCUAUGAGUUUGUCAGUCACCAGCGCUCUUUCUCCAGUGCUCAAGCCUGGUGUGAGGAGCGUGGAGGACACCUUGCUUUUAUCCCAGAUGAGGACACUCAGUAUUUCCUUCAGCGACACCUGGAUCCUGAGACGGACACAUGGCUGGGAGUUGCUUCUCCAAACCUGCAAAGCUCUGCAGCUGUUGCUGGUGAUCUCUGUUGGCUGGAUGGUUCACACAUCAUCUAUUCAAACUGGGCAAGCAGCCCACAGCCAGGAGCAGCGUGUGGCCACAUUUUAAAAGACUCCAGCUUCCAGUGGAAAGCCACAACCGACUGCAACAUAGAUAUGCGUUAUAUCUGCCAGUUUGAAUCUACGAGAUCCAUCGUGUGUCCAGCCCAUAACAUCAUUUUGCGGUGUGGCUCCGCUCAAAUGUUAAUGAUUGAUGGUGGCUUCUAUGGUCGCCAGAACAUCCAUUACUGUCAGUCCACACUCUCUUCACCAACAAGCUCUACACAACAUCAUUGUGGUUGGUUGGAUGUGGGAGAUUCACUCGCAGCUCACUGCCAUGGUCGUCAGGAUUGCCUGGUUUCUGAGUUUGUGAACUCCUUUGAUGAUCCCUGUCCUCAGCUGGGGAGUUACCUGUCUGUGGAUUACCACUGCAAAGAUGGGCUCACACUGACACCGAGCAGUGUGGCUGCUGUUUUUACUGACAUCACCAUCAGCAUGAAAUGGCUCUUACAUCUGCCAUUGGGAAAACCUGCCUGCAGGCUGAGCACCGGGGAUGGCUAUGUUGUUCAUUUGAACAGAGUCGAGGGGUUGAAGGACAGUGUGGUGCACAAAUAUAUGUAUCCAAGUACAUUCAUUGUGGCAGUUGAAUGCACCAUCGAUGAUGUACUCAUCACAGCCCAGAAAACGAUUACCAUUCUAGAGCCUGUCACAGCCAUCAGUGCCACUCGAUGCUAUGCUGGAACACGGGGUUUUAAUGUGAGCAUGUGCAAAGUCCUGUAUGGAGGAACAUUUCAAAUUCAAAUGGAAGCAAAUGCAGGGUCAAAUGUGAGCUACAGAAUCCAGCAUGAUGACGCUGUGUUUUCCAGUUUAUCUGUGAUCAGAGGAAAUGUUCCUCAUAACGUCACAGUGACUCCAGUGAUGAUGAAGCAGCUCAGUCCCGGCUGCCACCAGCUGGCAAUUUAUGCGUCUAACAUGGUCACAUUCCCUGAAGUGUCCGCAGACCUGCAGGUGUGUGUUGUGGAGAAAGUAGCUGGACUUCAGGCCUCCAUGUUGACAGAGACGGAUGACUGUUUGGACUCUCCAGAUAUUUCUGUUGUUGUUUCUCUUGAGCAGGGAGCACCUGUACUGCUCCUCUUCUCUCUGACUGGAGAUGAUGACACUUUCCAUGAGACGAGAGAAAUGAAUGGAAGAGAGGGAAUUUUUCAUAUCGGAAACCCAAUUCAAGGAACUGUCCAAGUGAAACUCAGAGCAGUGAAUGACUUCUCCUCACAGGAGGUGGAUAUGGAUACAUUGACUCCUUGUGGCAGUGAUACAGUCAUUAAACCUGGAGGAUAUAAUGACAGACGGUUGUGGUUGAACCCUUGGAUGACAGAGAAUCUUGUCAGAGUUGUCAGAUCAUCGUGGGAAAUUGAAGCAAACCCUUCCAAAUCUGUUGACAAAUAUCGAAGUAUCACGCUCUCCGUAGAUAAAGCAACCUCCAGCAACCAGCACUCCAGUAAACGAUACCAGUGGGAAUGCAAAAGUCCCUGCAAGUGUGAAGGAAGGACCAGUGAAGUGACUCACACAAUUACAAAAGAUUGCCUACCUUAUCCAUUUGAGUUUAACAAAUAUCAUUUUAGUUUAAUACAACAUAAUGUUGUGAAAAAGACCGCAUCCAUAUGCAUCACUCUGAUACCUACAUAUGGGAUGUUAAUGAGACUCACCUGUACAAGUGGCUGUGACCCAGUAAUGGAGAACAAAGAUGCAAAAAUUAAAAUAUCAUGUCCUUUAUGUCGACAACUGGUGUGGACCAUCGAGGACCCAAGAGGCCAUGAGAACUGGCCGGCUGAGACAGAGAGCUGCUACAGAGAGUCCAGAAAAAGGCCACCAAUACUGAAGCAGACUGGUGGACAAGAAUACACCGUGAGCUACAGCUAUCUUGCGCUGGCCAAGUCGGCGGGUCUGGAUGUCACUGUGGUUGUGACUAGUUCUUUGUCCCUACUUUCGAGGCCCUAUUAUGCAAAAUACACCAUAAAGACAUCCUCCACCGCAAUUCCCGCUCCUACCACAAACAAUCCAACUACCAUGGUUACGACAGCCAAAGCUGAAGAUACCCCUGCUGCUCCUGCUGCUCCUGCUACUCCUGCUACUUCAGCUACUUCACCACCUACCACCACUAUAAGUGACCCCACCAUUUCUGAUGGCCUCUCAUGUAGCAUUUCACCAUCGCGAGGAACAGUCCUUGAUGCUUUCAAUAUAACCUGCAAGACUGAAGAUCCCUGUUCUUAUUGUGACUAUUGUUUUAAGACGGGAGGUAAAGACCUGCUUUGCAGCAGGAAAAGUGAAGUGAGAUAUGUCUUCCUUCCUCUUGGAGACAGCAGUUCUGACUACAACCUGAUAAUAACAGCAACUGCAAAAAAGGACAGCUUUGUUGUUAGCACCAAUAUAAGAGCAUGGGUGCUGGAUUUGACUGAAGAAACCAUAGAUGAACUGAAAGUGUCAAUGGAAAAGGCUGUGGCUCAGCUAAAGGCACAGGGUCUGCUGUCGGGAGAAACUGUGGGGCAGUUCCUGAUUUCUGUGGCCAAGAACCUGGACAAUCAAUCUGAUGAAUCAAAAAAAGACGACAGGCAACAGCUACGCGAGGACAUGCUGGACAUAUUGAUUGGUGCAGUUGAAGACGUGCCUCCAAACACUCCAGAAGAGAUUCAGGUUUACACUAGAAGUCUCAUUGCUGUCAGUGCGAAGGGCACCGAGCUUACCUCCUCUGCUCAGGAAGAUGCUGCGUUCUUGUGUGUGAGCCUCAGCUCAUCUCUCCUCAACAUGGGCCUGAACAAAAGUGAAGAAAGCAAGAGAGAAAUACGCAGUACAGCCAGUAUCAUCGUGGAAGGAGUCGGCAAUAUCCUGAGCUCUUCUGCUCCUAGUAGAAAUGUCUCUGAAGCCAUUCUCCUUGCCCUGAAAAAUACACAGAGUGCGCUGUUGAUGUUUAUCGAUGUAAAUGAGGGGCCAAUAAUCAUUCGCCAACCAACUAUAGGUGUUUUAGUCAAUAGAAUGACCUUGGGAAGUCUGCAUACAGAAUCUAUACAUUUUCCCAAUUGUUCCUGCCCCAGAUUUACUCUACCAGCACUGCCCUCUAACAUACUUCCCUUAGAAGAACCUGUUGAUGUAAAAAUGUUAGUUUUAGGUGAAAAUCUCUUUGCCUGGAAUAAGGGAGGAAACAUCAGUGGACAAAUAGGUGAUCUAACCCUCACAAGACAAAAUGGCUCCAUUAUUAAUGUGGGGAAUUUAAGUGAGGAUGUUGAGAUUCUGUUGCCAAGGCCUGAUGGAGAGCAAGUGAACACCUUAGUUUUGGACCUGGGAAACUACAGCACCAUGGUCAUUGACAUCCCUUCAACUGACACGACGCUGGUGUUAAAGAUGAAGCCUUCUGAGGAUCCAUUACCCUUCAAGCUGUUCCUCGGUCAUAUGAGCUACCCCUCUGAAGCUAACUAUGCAGCGAUGACAGAGAUGCCUCACCAAGGAACUACACAAGAGCAGAGGUACACUUGGCUUGUAGACCCUACGAGUUUCAAGGGAAAAACUGGAGUCUAUUAUCUUGUUGUGCGGCCCAUUGUAGGUCCUGGUAUAAAAUCUAUUAAUGCCAGUUUAUCAGUCACUUCCAUCUCUGCUGCUUGUCGGUUUUGGGAUGAAUCAUUACUGGAGUGGGGCACUAAUGGAUGCAGGGUUGGUGUUGAGACCACAUCUCGAGUCACCCAGUGCCUGUGCAACCACCUGACCUUCUUUGGGAGCUCCUUCUUUGUGACUCCCAACCUUGUUGACCCAUCACGCACUGCUGAGCUGUUCAGCACCUUUGCUGAGAAUCCUGUGGUUGUGUGCUUUGUCGGCGCACUUUUUGUGGCUUAUCUUGUUGUGGUUGUGUGGGCUCGAAGAAAAGACAUUCAAGAUGCACUCAAGGUGAAGGUGACAGUUCUGAAGGACAACAACCCCAUGGAUGAGUACACUUACCUAUUGAAUGUUUGCACUGGGCAUCGGAGAGGAGCUUCCACCUCCUCUCAGGUUACGUUAACUUUGGUGGGUGCUGACGGCAACAGCGAACCGCACCACCUGACAGAUCCAAAGAAAAGGGUGUUUGAGAGAGGUGCACUGGAUGUGUUCCUGCUAACCACACCCUUCUCGCUGGGAGAACUGCAAGGCAUCAGGCUGUGGCACAACAAUCUGGGGAGCCAUCCUGCUUGGUUUGUAGGAAAUGUCAUGGUGCAGGAUAUACAGACAAACCAGAAAUGGUAUUUUCUGUGCAACUCGUGGCUGGCCAUUGACUUGGGUGAUUGUUCCCUGGAUAAAGUUUUUCCUGUGUCGACAGAGGAAGAGCUGAAGACGUUCGGUAAUUUGUUCUUUAUGAAGACGGCAAAGGAUUUAAGUGAUGGACACCUCUGGUUUUCUGUGCUCAACCGACCACCGAGCAGCGCCUUCACUUGUGUACAGAGAGUGUCUUGCUGUUUCUCCCUACUUCUCUGCACAAUGCUGACCAGCCUCAUGUUUUAUGGCAUACCGACAGACCCAUCAGAGCAAACCAUGGACCUUGGUUCCUUUGAGUUUACCUGGCAACAGUUCAUGAUCGGAGUUCAGAGCUCACUCAUCAUGUUUCCAGUCAAUUUCCUCAUUGUCAGCAUCUUCAGAAACACUCGUCCUCGGGAGACGCCUUGCUGCAAGAGCAAACCAGGAAAAACAAACGGCGGGAAGCAGAGGAGAACUUUGCAGACUCCUUCCUCACAGACUGCUCAUACUGACAUAAAUGUCAAUGUCACUUUAGAUAGCAUCACCAAGGAUAUUUCAAGAAUUGCUCUAUCACUGUCAAAGUUUGUGAAAAGCAACACUGCACGCACAGAGUCUGAGUUUGGGCUGGAGCGACAACUUGAUAUCAAUGCAGCUCUUUCUGUGGUGGAGGAUUUUGUGAGAGGGAACGGUGAUAGCAGUGGCUUUCACAAUCUUGCUCAGUCUCAGCUACCAGAAACAGGUGCUGGUGUGCAUCCCGGGUCAGAUGUGGAGGUCAUUCAGAAGAGCCACAAAACUCAGUAUCUGCACAGGCAGCUGUGCCACAUCCACAAAGAGCUAAGCCUGCUGGGAUCCUCCAGCUUUUCCACCACUGACAGCUACAGCCAGGCUCUGCAGCAAGUCCAGGGCAUCAAGGCCAUCCUUGAAGAGCAGCUCCUCCCAACCAGUGUCGUCAACAGCGAUGAAAUCACACAAAAAAAGUUGGGUUCUGCAGACAACACGGACGACGAGGAUGAACAGAGGAAAAGGAGGUGCUGUCAUGGAGGGCUUCCCUGGUGGUUUGUUUUUGUUGGCUGGCUCAUCGUGGCGGGUACCAGUUUUGUAGCAGCAUAUUUUACAAUGCUUUACGGUUUGAAAUUUGGGAAGGAGCGGUCCAUUAGCUGGUUGGUGUCCAUGGUGGUGUCCUUUUUCCAGAGUAUCCUCAUCAUUCAGCCUUUAAAGGUGCUAUGUUUUGCUGUGUUCUUUGCACUUGUAGUAAAGAAAAUUGAUGAAGAUUUUGAAAAGGUGCCAUUUAAUGACUCAAAUGAAGGUAAUGGUGAGGACCAACAAAGAGUCGGACAGGAUCAGACUCUGUAUGAGCCGCCACCUCCUGCAGACAUUGAAAGGAUGAAAAGGAACAAGAUUAUAGAGCAGAAAGCCUUGGCCCUCCUCAGAGAGAUUUUCAUCUAUAUAGGUUUCAUGUGGAUGUUGCUGCUUGUGGCGUACGGACAGAGAGAUCCCAACGCAUUUCUCCUGAAUCAGCAUAUCCGGAAAAGCUUUAGCGGCCGCGUCUCACACAGCAUGAGUAUCGGGGACGUGUUCACUUGGGCCAACACAUCUCUACUCGAUAACCUCUUUGGAAUUUAUCCAGGAUUUAUCACAGAUGGAAAGUCCAAACUGGUAGGAAACGCUCGUCUUCGCCAGCUGAGAGUGCAGAAGAAUUCCUGUCAGUUUCCAGGCCUCAUGCUGCAGCUUGUGCCGGACUGUCAUGCUCUGUAUUCAUGGGAGGUGGAGGACAUGGGCUCCUAUGACCAGGGCUGGCACCAGUCUCUGAGCGAUAAUUCUUCCGUUAGCACCCCCAGUCCUUGGAUGUACCAGACACGAGCUCAGCUCAGGGCUUCUCCCGUGUGGGGCAAGAUGCUGCUCUACAGGGGAGGCGGCUUUGUAGCGGAGCUCGGCCCGGAUUUAAAAAAUGCCAGCAGGACACUUGAGUAUCUGUUCAGAAACAAAUGGCUGGAUAUGUACACGAGGGCAUUGUUUGUCGAGUUCACCGUUUAUAACGCUAAUGUGAAUCUGUUCUGCAUCGUCACACUCCUGUUUGAGACCACAGCUGUAGGAGCAUUUCAGUUCCACAGCGAGCUGCGGAGUGUCCGUCUCUACCAGUCAACUGGGAAUCUUCACUUCUUCGUCAUGGCUGCUGAAAUCAUAUAUCUGCUUUUCAUCAUCUAUUACAUGUUCAUGCAGGGCAAACUGCUGAAGCAGCAGCGGUGGGCUUACUUUACAAGUAAGCGGAACCUCCUGGAAUUGUCCAUCAUCGUAUUGACCUGGAGUGCUGUGGCUGUUUUCAUCAGGAGAACCCUGCUCGGCAACCGUGAUAUGACGUACUACCAAAACCACAAAGACCAAUUUGCCAGCUUCUAUGAGACGGCGAGCACGGACUCAGUGUUUCAGUAUCUGAUCGCCUUCUUGGUUCUGCUUGCCACUGUCAAACUGUGGCACCUGCUCAGACUCAACCCCAAGAUGAACAUUAUCUCAGCCACACUGCAGCGAGCCUGGAGUGACAUAUCGGGCUUUAUUGUGAUUAUUGUGAUUAUGCUCAUAGCAUACUCCAUUGCAUGCAACGUGAUUUAUGGCUGGAAGCUGUCCUCUUAUAGAACUUUGUCUGAUGCCCUUCUUACAAUCAUCAGCUUGCAGAUUGGCAUCUUCAACUACGAAGAGGUCUUUGACUAUAACCCCGUGCUUACUGGAUUGCUUAUUGGCUCCUGCAUCAUGCUCAUGACAUUUGUGAUGCUCAAUCUCCUCGUUUCAGGCAUCCUUGUGGCAUUCAACCAGGAGCAGUUGGAGCAUAAGCCCUCAGAGGAGAAGGAGAUUGUUGACCUGAUGCUGAAGAAAGUCCAUAGUUUUUUUGGACUCAAAUAUGAAGACACAAAGAUGACUGGCAGCAGGGACUUGAAUCCCGAGGAGAAGCUUUAAUGCGGUGGUUUGGAAUAUUUAGAGGGUACGAACAUCCACAUGCUCAUGUGCAAUUUGUAAUUUUUUAAUCUUCGCUUGCUCUGCUACUUCGUAAGUGUGCUAUGGUAGAUAAUGACUACUGUACAGAUUUGCACUGCUCUUUAUUCAUGCGAUUAUGCAUGUCAGAUCUCCGCCCGGCUCAUCGUCUCUCACAGUAGAGAUCUAGCGCUUGUAAGAAAUUCAGAAAAAAAAUGAACCGGGUUAAAACGUAAUCAUGCAUACAAAUGUACUCUAUUAUAAGCUUCAAAAUUACAAAAAAAUAACACAAAAACACAGAUUAGUCUCCAAUUGUGAAAUGUAUCCACACUGUGUAUGAUACCAGGAAAAACAAGAGGUCAAGAGCUUUCAUUUAAUGAGAACUGAAUCUUUAUUAUUGUUAUUAUUAUUAAUAAUAAUAACAAUAAUAAUAAUAAUGAUGCCUUUAAUUUAUUGCCUUCUCCAGCCUCAGAGGGAUAAGGUAAUUUUGAAAAGGUGUGUCAUGAAUCUGGAUUUAAAUGUGUGAAGGGAGUCAAUGUUGCAGAUGUGUAGGAGAGAAUGCCAGAGCUGGCUGAAAGCCCUGGACCCCAUGGUAACAAGGCGGGCAGAGGGUGCAGUGAGUUGGAGGGCAGCAGCUGAUGAUGAAGGAGGUCAGAAAGGUAGGAGGGGGAAAGAUUGUGAGAUUGAGCUUUGAAGGCAAGAAGGAAGACCUUGCACUGUAUUCGUUAUGUGACGGGGAGCCACUGAUGAUGCAGGCAUCCAAUCUACAGCUGAAUGCUGCUAAUGGGAUUAAAAAGGAAAAGUGGCUUUAUCUGUUGUUUUAACAGUAUCCACUCAUUUUAGGGAUUUGCUCUCACUCAGCUGUGUGCAGGAGGUCUACAGCAGUCGGAGCAGUAAACUCAAUCAUACCGUGCUGUAUGGAGUGCACGGAUGGAUUGGGGUGAGUGAAGUCAUGGCUUGUGUAAAUUAUUCACAAAAAUCUGUCUUAAUAGACCUGGCUCUGUAUAAUGGGGAGUUAUGAAAAAGAAAAAACCACCAAUACAAUGAAAGAUCCAGCAAUUACAGCGGUUACAAGAAGACAAUUAUUUGUUUGACAUGAGAAAAGAUGAGCAGUGCAGCGCCAUCAUUCCUCUUGUUCUUCCACAAAGUGUACUAUAAAUGGCCAUCGAAGUAAAGUUUCACAAUCCUGCGAGAUACAUUAAUUUGUGGUUAUAAUGUUUGGAUCAAAAACUCAUAGAAACAGUCAAAGAAGAAAGUUUACUUCUUGGACUUUGUUUUAUUUAAUUAUGAUUUAAUCAUAAAUGAUGACUACUGUAGAUUUUGUUGAACACUUUUAAUCUACGCAGGCAGGCAGUUUGUGCCAUGUCUCGUAUGUUGUGUAGAGGUCCAGACGCGACGUCACCAAGUUCAACUCAUACAUUUUUAAGUGUUAAGACUUCACUGUGCACUUCCUGCCUAAAAUAUAAUGCGAUCAUUUUACAAGAGGGAAUCCGUUGCCUGUGAGUCCUCAUCGCUUUGAGUGUGUUUUGUAGAAGUGAUCAAACUCUGCCAAUCCAGUAAUAUGCUCUCCCAUUAGUCUGUCCAUCCUGGUACACAUUUAUCCACCAUUGUAAACUGUUGCCUAACAUAUUGCCUCUUAUACAUGCUGCUGGUUACAUGAGUAAACAACAAAAUUGGCGUUUCUCUGGUUGUAAAAAAGUCUUUUUGUACCAACUUUUCAUUUAGUGCUUGUUUGAGUAUGGGUUGUUAUGUUGUGUCUUCUGCUAGCCUCGGUACCGAGAUAAUAAGCCGCAGUUGGCACGGAUUGACAGCAGCGCUAUCCAGAAGAGUUUCAUUUGCCACUAGGGACUAACAAAAAAAAUUAUACAAGACUAAUCCAAGACAGACGCGAUGCUAUUAUGUCUGGCAUUUCAAUAGCACAUGCUUUACCAAAGCCACAGGGAAAGUAGUGGUGACAAUACCACAGUGACUUUAUUUACACGCAGGGAUGGAAGUGAUUAAGACGGAAACAGUAGAUGGAUGGAGCUACCAGAUGAUGCCACUGAUAUCAUGUGCACACAAAUCCAUAGAAAGCAAACUGAGAAGUUGCCAAAAACAAUUUAUUUUUACGCAUUCCAUGACUUGCAUAAUUCAUGUCAUUGGAUCAUUUGUGUUUACAUGUGCAAGUGACACAAGAAAACACACAACAUGGCAAACAACUACUCGCCCCAGGCUAAAACAGUUCUUGCCAUGUUGUCCGUUUUACACACUUCCUGUUAAACUCCCCCUUGUCUCCCCCCAGUCUCACUUGCUGAAGAGAGUGCUUCGUAUACAAAGUCAUUACACAGAAUACUGCAUGGCGUUCAUUUUAAGAAGCUGAGCAAC